AAUUUUAAUAAAUUUGUAAUCUGUUUCUGGCAAGAGAGCAUGCUUUUAGAAUAUCUCAACAUACCAUAACUCUUGGUGGUUGGUAAGCUCCCCAAAUUAAGACGUUGCUGGUGUUUAUAAAUUUACUAUAUUUCUAGCAUCAACGAUGUGAUCAUUUUUAUUAAAGUUGGUAAGCACCCAAAUUAACACUGUGUUUGCUGAAGCGCAAAUAUGGAGCAGUUAGAUCUUUCCCUUCUGCUCUUGUUUGUGUCUCUUAUCAUUAUCCCUGUCUUCAUUCUAUUCUAUAAGCACGUUUCACCGUUCAUGGCCCCCGACUUGCCACCGGGAAAGAUGGGGUAUCCGGUGAUCGGUGAAAGCCUCGAGUACUUGUCUUCAGGAUGGAAAGGAAAACCAGAGAAGUUCAUCUAUGAACACAUGGAAAAGUACUCUUCUAAAGUGUUUAAGACUUCACUCUUUAGGGAGUGUGUGGUUAUGCUUUGUGGUGCUGAAUGCAACAAGUUCUUGUUUACUAAUGAUAACAAGCUUGUUGUUCAAUGGUGGCCUCGAGGAGUUAACAAGCUAUUCCCAACAACGACUCAAUCGAAUCCCAAUGUUGAAGCUAAGAGGUUGAGAACAAUGCUCCCUCAAUACCUCGGCCCCCAAUCUCUUCGAUGUUAUAUUGGUAUUAUGGACUCCCUUGCUCGGGAACACUUUACUGCUCAUUGGGAAAACCAUGAUGAAGUUACCGUCUACCCCUUGGCUAAGAGGUAUACCUUCUGGGUGGCUUGUCGUUUGUUCAUGAACCUUGAUGAUGAGGAAUACUUAGAAAAACUGGCCGAACCUUUCGAUAGAUUGGGCAAAGGAAUCAUGACAAUCCCCAUUGACUUGCCUGGAACACAGUUCUCCAAAGCAGUUAAGGCUUCCAAGUUCCUUAAAGAGGAAUUGAUAAGGAUCGUCGACAAAAGGAAGGCGGAUUUGGCUAAUGGGAAAGCCGAAGAUAUCAACGAUUUAUUGUCUCACACGUUGAAACUACGCGAUGAAAAUGGAGAGUUUCUGACUUCACAUUAUAUUGCAGACAAGAUUAUGGGCCUGAUGAUUGGUGGUCAUGACACUGGAAGUUCUGCAUGCGCUUCCAUUGUCAGAUUCUUAGCUGAGCUUCCGGAAAUUUAUCAAAAUGUCUAUAAUGAGCAAAUGGAAAUCGUGAAGUCCAAGCCUCCAGGAGAGUUGUUGAAUUGGAAUGACUUGGAUAAGAUGAAAUACUCAUGGAAUGUAGUAUGCGAAAUAAUGAGGCUUUCCCCUCCAGUCCAAGGAUCUUUCAGGGAAGUCAUCAAUGAUUUUAUUUUCAAAGGUUUCAAGAUUCCAAAGGGCUGGAAGGUGUAUUGGAGUGCAUGCUCAACUCAUAAGAAUCCAGAGUACUUUCCAGAUCCAGAAAAAUUUGAUCCAAGUAGAUUUGCAGGAAGUGGGCCAGCCCCUUAUACUUAUAUUCCAUUUGGGGGAGGGCCAAGGAUAUGCCCUGGAAAAGAGUUUGCUCGAGUUGAAUUAUUAGUUUUCAUUCAUAACAUAGUGAAGAGGUUCAAAUGGGAAAAGGUGUUUCCUGAGGAGGGUGUUGUCCUUGAUCCCAUGCCUAUCCCUGCCAAAGGCCUUCCUAUUCGUCUUUAUCCUCACAAAGCUUGAAAACGAUUCUAUUUGAUCGGUUGGGUCCUCUAAUGAGAAAGUUUAGGAGAUUGAGCAUAGAUGUUGUGUUUGUAGUUUUUUUAUUUUCCAAUUUCAGUCCAAUCUCUUUUGUUUCUUUUUUUAUUCUAGUUUGUUGUAAUCGUUGUUGUGAUUAUAGGACUUCAAAAUAAGUAUAAAAUUUAGGUAUAGUUUUUUAUGUAUUUUUUUAGUGUUUUUUUUAAUUAGAAUUAGAUGUAAAACUCUAAUUUUAAUUAAAAAUAACAUAAAAAUACUAAAUAACUAUACCUAGUUUUAUCUUAAAAAUAUUUAUCUAUAUAUAAAGAGCCUAGUUAUUUCGUGGUUGUGUUAAUAAAAAAAUGUGUUUGAAUAAUUUGU
This is a messenger RNA of Abrus precatorius (Indian licorice), 2028 nucleotides long. RefSeq names its product beta-amyrin 28-monooxygenase-like. Gene Ontology annotation, biological process: sterol metabolic process. Bases 211 to 1653 code for a protein of 480 amino acids. The transcript has 4 exons. Lineage: Eukaryota; Viridiplantae; Streptophyta; Magnoliopsida; Fabales; Fabaceae. The record is from RefSeq and is a predicted model, not a curated record. Gene Ontology annotation, molecular function: monooxygenase activity; heme binding; oxidoreductase activity, acting on paired donors, with incorporation or reduction of molecular oxygen.